GGCCCUGAGACGUUCAAAGACAAACAAGAAAACAAGCUUCCCCUCUCUUCAUCGAGUCCAUCUGCGCCACCAAGCCCGCCCGUGCAUGUGUCACCGCAAACGCUCAGGAAUAAUUGUUGACUUGUCAGUAAAAUAAAGGGCAGCUAUUUGCGAUGGAGAUAAAUAAUUGAGGGGUGAAAUGCGGCUAUCCGACUGCGCAUCCCUGGUGGUGAAUAGGGAAAUAGUGCGCCAGUGUCCCGUCUGAGAGAAGGCGUCGAUAAUCUGAGAUCCGGAGCCUCUCCUUCUUUUUAUUAUUCCACAAGCAAAAGCAUCGUUCCAAACAUGGUGACCAUUUGGCUGUGAAUUAACAUCAACUCAAGCCAGAUUUUCCCUUGUGCUCAUCAUUUCUCUUCAUCACUGGAUCGCAUUGCCCACUCACCUCCCAAGGCCUUCCAUACUGAUUCUCUAUGCCUACAGGAUCCAGAAUCUUCAGUAUUUCUAAAAUUAGUCCCUCCACUCCCCUCUUACUCUUGACUACUCAUACUCUCUUUGCUUGAUACUUGGACUGUUGAUUUUCAAACCCAAGAUUUUUGCGUAUCCCUCCUACACCCUGUCACCCAUGGCUUCUCCCAAAUUGGGCCUUUCAGCCACUACCACCUCCUCGCCCUCAUCAUCUUCUGCCUCCAUGUGUCCUCCACACCCUGGAAGCCCUAGCCGUGUGCCCGAGGGUCCUCCAAGUCCAGUUACUCCGACACCUAGUCCAGGUGUGGCGUCUGCCGGAGCUGCUCCCACCAGGGCCCAGUUGAGUCUUGCUCUGAUAUUAGAAGAGUUGCGGGUGCUUCAGCAAAGACAGAUAAACCAGAUGCAAAUAACAGAGGAGAUCUGCAGACAAGUACUACGUCUGGGUGGGGCAUCUUACUCUAUAGACUCACCUUCUCAGCAUCUUCUCUCGCCCCUACCUCAACUCUGUCUGGAAGCCAAAAGGGCCAGCAGCCCAACUACCCAAACCACUGAUACAGAGGGUUCCACAUCGGUCACUCCUCUCCUGGCAUGUUUUUCAAGCUUGCUUCCCUCUCAGGUGGCUAACAAACCUUCAAAAUCUAGUAAUGCCUUGUGUCAAAUUCUCCAAACAUGCAAGCCCCAGAUGGAGGGCACAGAAGACAAUUCAGGGGCAAGUAGUUACCCAAGGGUGCGCACACACUCCGCAGAUCAUUCUGCAUCUUCAGCUGCUGCCAUGACUUCCUCAACCUAUCCACUUGCUUUAUCUUUGGCUUUACCUAACCAUUAUUUUAAUGAAAAAUUGCCAAAUGAAAUCUCAAUGAGUGAGCACGGUGGCAAGUCCUACCUAAAUGCAGCCCUCUCGUCAGUAUCUCCGAAUGCACAAUAUACACUGCAAUCGUUCCCCGGAGGGAUAAACCCUUCCUCUAGCAGUUCUAACCGGCUCCAGCAUGCUUGCCGUUUUUGCGGGAAGAUUUUCAGUGGGGACUCAGCCCUACAGAUACAUCUGCGUUCACAUACUGGGGAGCGGCCCUACCAAUGUCCUGUGUGCCUGAGUCGCUUCACCACCAGGGGCAACCUCAAAGUGCAUUUCUUACGGCACCGUGAGCAAAACCCAGAGCUCUCGCUUUCACUCCUUCCACCAUCUUUGUUUGGAGUUGCUUUGCGGGCAAAUGGAACCACAGAUAUGAGUCAGACUAGCAGCAGUGGUUGCAAUACUAGUGCUUUGAAGAUGUCUGAAAAGAAGCCAAAAAGCAGGCCUGAAGAUGAAAUAUAUGGAAAUGAUUUGCAGGUCAGCGGUACCAAUGGUGGGUUUCCUCUUGGAGUAUCAGGGGGGUCUACCCCUUGCACGCUACCCCUUCCUCCAAGUGUUGAUCUGGCCUUGAUUUCUCAUUCCUUGCUUCAACUUAACAGGGCAGCAGCUGUAGCAGCAGCAGUCUCAAUUGCCUCUGGCUCAUCUUACUCAUCCCCGUCUACCUCAUCAGCCCCCUCCUCUUCACUAGCAACCUCAUUACUUUCAAAUCCAAUAUCAUCUUCACCAUCUACCAUUACAGGAUUGCUAAAGGGUACAGAGCACUCAAAUAACUCUGAUGAAAACACCCCUCCUCAAGCUCCAAUGCUUUCUCCUGCAGCUUACUCCCAAUUAGCUCACCUGCCAAAGCUUCUUUUCCCAUCUGGCUCAUCGAGCUCUACCUCAAGUGUCACACACUCAACACUGCAUCCAGCUUUGGGCAUUCUCUGCAACCCAUUAGCUUCAAACCCUGGCUCCCACCAAACAGCCUCUUCCAGCUUGUCACACAUCACUUUCCCUUUCACGCCCUUCCAUAAACCUGCAACUGCUGUACAGUCCUCUACAGCUGUCUCUACACCUACAUCUGAAACCUCCAAGCUCCAGAGACUGGUGGAGAAGCUGGAAAAGACACCUUCUCAGUCAACCUAUCCAUGGUCCUCUUCCUCAAUUUCCACCUCUACAAUGGAUGUGCAAUCAAGCAAUACCAUAGCUUUGCCUGCCAGUUCAGCUAACAGUAAUUUCACAAGUACUAGCACUUCCACAACAUAUAUCAUGGCAGCUCCACCAUCCUCUACGCUGGUCACAACAUCUGUUUCAAAUUUCGCCAGUCAGAUGGUAGCUGCCCUCGGCAUGGGUGUCAAUAAUGUAAAUGCCAUUGCAGGGGGGUUGCUACCAGCACUGAAUAUCACAGGUGCAGCGAAUAAUUUAGCAACUAAUCAAUGUGGUGUGUGUCUUCGGGUUCUGAGCUGCCCCAGAGCACUGCGUUUACACCAGGCCACGCACCUUGGAGAGCGCCCUUUCCCAUGCAAGUUAUGCGGAAGGUCCUUUUCAACCAAAGGCAGUCUACGGUCCCAUCUGGCGACACAUCAUGCUCGGCCCCAUAAUGCUCGUGUCCACAACUCUUGCCCACUGUGCCAGCGUAAAUUCACAAAUGCUCUUGUACUACAACACCAUAUUCGUAUGCACCUUGGUGGUCACCUGCCGCCUGUAGGCACUGACGAUUCUACCUGUGAGCCAACAUCUGAUUCUAAUGCAAAAUCUUUGUCACAAUCUGAGUCCAACUCCAAUGCACAAAACACUGUGCCAAAUAAAACACCUCAACCUAGCAACUUAAACAGCCUAUCCCCGAGUUCAAAAUUACAAAAUGUGGAAACUGAUUCAUGCGCCGUUGCUGACAGUACACCUGCUGAAUGCACUGCAACUACUACCAAAUCUGUCCCCACUAGCCCAGACCUCAAAUCCCCCGCUGAUCUUAGUCCCGACCCCUUUAUGAAUACCACAACUCAAACUCCACCUGCAACCACCGAUGAUCCUCCUUUCCUUUGUGCAAAUGCUCCUCUGCCAUUUACCCAGCAUACCGAAUUUGAUGACUUUUCCCUCGUUGACAAAGAUGAUCGACUUGAGCAAACUGCCACAGAUUCAGCCUCCAAGUCAACUUCACCUGUUACCCAAAACACUGCAUUGCAUGACGUUAUGGCCAGGGACUGUGAGGAAACCUCUUAUUUAUCUGAUGCAUCUAUUGUUCCCAAAUCAAACCAGCCAGAUCUACAAAGCACAUCUACAAAAUGUGACCCUUUUACUUACAACUGUUCAAGUACAAAUUCUUCUAUAACACAGAAGCAAGACGACACUACAGUUGUAGACACUCCAAACCCAGAGUCAAGCUUGGUCUCCGCAAGGGUGCAAUCACCCGAACCCAUGGAAGUAGACAGAGAACAGUUUUGUUCUCCAACAACACCAACACAAGCUAAAGUGCCUGAGGAAUAUUCCAAAAUGAUGUCAGCCUCAGAUAUUGCAGACAAUACUCAUCAAGGAAGUGAUCCACAUAGGGCUUCCACUUUCACAAAGGAGACAGGCCAGAAUUUUAAUUUUAACUCAUAUGAAGGAGACAACCAAAUAGAUGGUGUCAAUAAGAAAAUUGGAUCAUCUCCAAGUGAGGCACCAGAGUUUUCUGUUCCUCUCAGCCUAGCCCCAACUCUUCCAUCUCCAAUAGCUCGGCCGGAGAAGAAGACCUAUUGCUGUGCUGAAUGUGGAAAAGCGUAUGCUAGUCGCAGUGGACUGAAGGGGCACAUGAAGCACCAUGGAGUCGUAGCCAAAGCAACGCGCCCUUUAGCACGCAGUAGUCGUCCAUGCGCUGACCAACGUCAGUCAUCUACAUCAAAAAGUUCCUUGACUAUUCCGGCCUCCACAAGUGCAGCGGGUUUCUGGAACCAAUACCAAACCUUCCUCAACACCAGUCCUGGGUCAACUGAUGACACUUCUCUUGCCAGACAAGAAAUAAAUGAGUCUUCAAAACCUGCCUUGCAGUCUACGCUGGAUAAGGGUGCUCCCAAUGAAGCAGGAGAUUAAUUCAAUUCGGGGUCAUAACUCGAUUCAGUUCGAAUAGCUGAAUACUGAUUUCUUCCUGCAUUUCAUGUAGCCUCAGUUUGGUAGUCACAGUAAGUUAUAUGUUUGUACGUGAACGUUGUAAGUCAAUGAAUAUGGUUUCAAUACAAAAACAGACAUAUUGUGUACAACACGAAUCAAAAUAUUCAAGUAAAUCUGUUGUCAGUAAUUGCUGUGACAAGACUGUUGUUGACUAAGCGUAUUAAUGUUGUAUGUCAGAUCUGGUUUUGCUCUCUACCGGACAGUGAAAGGUCUUGUCUACCUCAGGAAUGGUAUUCAAAUAUGACCUAUUACUAAGAGGCUCGUGCAAAAUAGACUUCCUUCAAAAGGACUUCACUUCGCAAUAACAAACCAGAGCAACAUUAUCAAUGCAUUUUUGUGGAAUUUUCUGUCACUUGUCCCAUGUUCAGAUUCAUAUGAAGUACAAUAAUGCCUUGUGAAGUACAGCACAGCUGCAGUCUUUGUGAAUCUACUGAGGAUAAGAACAAUAUGAAUGUUGUUUGGUGCAAAAGUAACCUGUGGCACAAGCUACUAAAAGUAUAUAAAGUUUAUGUUUGUUGUGAUAUGUACAUUAAUUAUCACUAAUAAAAAUGAGAUGGGGACAAAAUGAUAAAAAAUUAAUCCUAUUUUAAUUAUUUCACUCUCAUGAACAAGACCCUGAGAUCCUUAAACUCCAGUACUUGGGAAAGGACGUCACCUCCUACCUACCUAUUCUCAGAUUUGUAGGUGCCAAUUCUCAUCCCAACUGUUUCAAACUUGGCUGUGAACCAAUCAAGUGAGAGUUGAGAACCACAUCAUCUUUAAAAAGCAGGGAUGGAGUACAAACGCCACCAAACCGGAAGCCAUUGACAUCCCACCUCCCAGUAUACUCUAAAAACUAGGGAUGACACGAUCCGACCACAUGAUCGGAAAUUGGGCCGAUCACGCCAUUUUUCAGAGGAUCGCAAUCGGGUAAAAAGGAUCGGGUUUUUAACUAAAACUAUAUAUAUAUUCAUGGUUUUCUGCUUCAUGCUCAUACAGCGCCACA
Corythoichthys intestinalis (scribbled pipefish) is the source of this 5399-nucleotide messenger RNA. RefSeq names its product spalt-like transcription factor 2 (gene sall2). Bases 599 to 4336 code for a protein of 1245 amino acids. The record is from RefSeq and is a predicted model, not a curated record. Gene Ontology annotation, biological process: regulation of transcription by RNA polymerase II. Gene Ontology annotation, cellular component: nucleus. Lineage: Eukaryota; Metazoa; Chordata; Actinopteri; Syngnathiformes; Syngnathidae. The transcript has 3 exons. Gene Ontology annotation, molecular function: DNA-binding transcription factor activity, RNA polymerase II-specific; RNA polymerase II cis-regulatory region sequence-specific DNA binding.